Molecule: messenger RNA, 4108 nt
Organism: Entelurus aequoreus (snake pipefish)
Lineage: Eukaryota; Metazoa; Chordata; Actinopteri; Syngnathiformes; Syngnathidae
Product: HHIP-like protein 1
Exons: 14
Coding region: 472-3276 (934 amino acids)
Cellular component (GO): membrane
Source: RefSeq, a predicted model, not a curated record
GACGGGGACAGGAGGUGGAGGCAAGAGGGAGGGACCUUGCAGCGUGGCUUUCUGCAAGUCUGAAUGAAAGAAUCUCUCUCUCUCUCUCUCUCUCUCUCUCUCUCUCUCUCUCGCUGUGUGGAUGCAUGGCGUCUGCUGGCUGCAGCCCGCCAGCACAUGUCCACAGAAAACAAGCCAGUCCUCCAAGAUGGACUAACUCUUUUCUCUCCACCUCCCUUUGACUGGAUCGCAUAUCUUCUCCGGGUUGUUUUGCUUGGGACCGUUCGUCACGUCAUGGACUGGGCCGCUCUUGUCAGGACUGAAGAACGAGGAGCACAAACCACCUCACGUUUCUGGAAGAAAACACCACUUUUUGGUGCAGACCUGUGACCGAUGCCCACACUGAACCAUGCCUGACGUCUAGCUCCACAUAGUCCGUACUGACCCUGUACAUUGUUCCCGGUCUGUAUACUCAAAACCACCAAAAAAAAAAUGACCUCACCGAUAUGCACCCGGAAGCACUUCUCCGCUCGCCUGUCCCUGGCCACGCUGCUGCUGGUCCAGGUGAGGUGGGGGUGCUGUCAUCCGCAGUGUUUGGACUACAAGCCACCGUUCGAGCCCCGGCAGCCGCUGCUCUUCUGCAAGGACUACUCCAAGUUCGGAUGCUGCGACGACGAGAAGGAUCAUCGGCUGGCGGUCAGGUUCUACACCAUCAUGGAGAACUUCGACCACACGGGCUACGCCACCUGUGGGAAGUACAUACGCAGCAUUAUCUGUCAGGAGUGCUCUCCAUACGCUGCCCACCUGUACGACGCCGAAGACGCAAACACACCCAUGCGGGUCUUGCCCGGACUGUGUGGCAACUAUUGUCAAGACUACUGGCACCAGUGUAGGUACACACUGAGUCUCCUCCUGGAGGACCACGGGAGCCCGGGACAGUUUUCAAACCUGACCGCCACAAUAGAAGAAGACCAGAGAAGGUUCUGUGAAUUUCUGGAGCUGAAGGAUAAACAAUACUGCUACCCUAACGUCUUGUCUAACACGGAACUAAAUGCCAACCUGGGUUCGGUGCGAGCGGAUUCCGAAGGCUGUCUGGAGUUGUGUUUGCAGGAGGUGGCGAAUGGACUCCGCAACCCGGUGGCUAUGAUCCACGCAGAUGACGGAACACAUCGGUUCUUCGUGGCCGAGCAGCUGGGCUACGUGUGGGUGUAUCUGGCCAACGGCUCCAGGAUCGACCGUCCGUUCCUCAAUCUCACGCGCGCUGUCCUGACGUCGCCUUGGGCUGGAGAUGAGAGGGGGUUCCUCUGCAUAGCCCUGCACCCUAGGUUUACCACGGUCAGAAAGGCCUACGUUUACUACUCGGUGUCCGUCAAGAAGGAGGAGAGGAUACGCAUCAGCGAGUUCACACUGUCAACGUACGACGACAACCAACUUGACCACUCCUCAGAGAGGACCCUCCUCGAAGUGGAACAACCAGCGUCCAAUCAUAACGGGGGUCAGCUUUUGUUUGGCCACGACGGAUACCUGUACAUAUUUAUCGGGGACGGCGGUCGAGCCGGGGACCCUUUUGGAAAAUUCGGCAACUCGCAGAACAAGUCAACCCACCUUGGCAAAGUGCUGCGAGUGGAUGUCAAUAACAACGACGAUGGCGCCCCUUACAGCAUCCCGUCAGAUAACCCGUUCCUCGGAGAGAAGGGGAGCCUCCCAGAGAUUUAUGCUUACGGCGUACGCAACAUGUGGCGAUGCGCCGUGGACCGCGGCGACCCGGCGACGGGCCAAGGUCGGGGCAGGAUGUUCUGUGGCGACGUGGGCCAGAACAAAUACGAGGAAGUGGACCUCAUCCUGAAAGGCGGCAACUAUGGAUGGAGGGCAAAAGAAGGCUUCAACUGCUACGAUCGCAAACUCUGUCGUAACUCAUCUCUGGACGACAUCCUGCCAAUAUUUGCCUACCCCCACAAGAUGGGCAAGUCAGUGACGGGCGGAUACAUCUACAGAGGUUGCCAGAUGCCCAAUCUCAAUGGACUCUACAUCUUUGGGGAUUUCAUGAGUGGGCGUCUGAUGUCCUUAAAAGAGGACGUGACCACGGGGGAAUGGCAGUACAAUGAGGUCUGCAUGGGACGAGACCAAACCUGCAGAUUCCCCAAACUCAUCAACAGCUACUAUAAAUACAUCAUCUCUUUUGCAGAAGAUGAAGCAGGUGAAUUGUACUUUCUUGCCACGGGUGCGGCGAGUGCCACCGCCAGAGCGGGAGUCAUCUAUAAGAUAGUGGAUCCCUCCAGGCGAGCUGCACCAGGAAAAUGUGCCAUCAAACCUUCGCCGGUGAAGAUAAAGGGAAAACUUCUCCACUUCCGCCCAAAGGAAGAAUAUGUUAUGGACAAAAAAGCGCCCACCACACCCGUGCCGACCACAACGGCGAGGACAGCCCCCGCCACCAGAAGAGCCCCGACAAGAAGAAGCACCACACCCGCUCCCACCAGAAAAGCUUGGCCCCCGCAAGCGCCGACGGGAAGAGCGGCCAAAAAGACGCCGACAGCGGCCGUAAAAACGACGACCUCGGCAGCCACUUUGGCCAAAGCCACACCCACCGGUUCUGUCGACACUGCAGCCUUCUCCGGCAUUCAAACCGCGAGUUCAUCGAGGAAACAUGUGAGACCCCACCCGACUACCUCCUCCCGGACUCUAACCUUCCCGCAGGCCCCUCCUCCUCUGUCCACAAAGAAAACGUACACAAGUUUGACCAAUGCCCGUAGUUCUGAGCCUCAAAGGAGGUUGACGACUCCACGUCCGCCGUAUUGGAUUCCCAAGCCCACAUCCUAUAGACCUCAAACCAACCCAACUCAGGCAAAGGUGGUGUUGGGAGAUAAGACGGACAACGCGGAGGAAGGCGAGGGUAACCAAGUGAACAAACGGCCCAGGGUAGGAGGACGAGGGUACGGGCACAAGGGAGUAAGAACAGGAGGCCGAAGGAUCCGUGCCGGCUCGGUCCGACUGGUCAGCAUAGACGGUCUAUCAGACCGAGGACGAGUCGAGAUCUUCAUCCGCGGGGAGUGGGGGACGGUCUGCGACGACCUCUUCACCAUCAGGGCCGGUAGCGUGGUGUGUCGGCAGCUGGGCUUCACCACGGCGCUGGCGGUGAUAAAGAGGGCCGUGCUGGGCUCGGCGGACGUCGCCGUCCGGAUCUUCUUGGACGACGUGGAGUGCGAGGGCGAGGAAAGGUCCCUGUUGGAGUGCAAGAGGUCCAGAGUCGGGAAGCACAACUGCUCCCACUCGGAGGACGUGGGAGUGAUCUGUGGGUAGGGGAGGACCUUGGAACGUAGGUGUGGAUGAGUUUUUGCCUCGUACCUGUGAGAAUCCUGAGUGUGACGGACGCAUGAAGGAGUGGGGGGGUUGGUUAUUUUAUCCUUGACUAGCUGCAGUGUGCUCAAACAACCACCAGGUAGCAUCGGUCAGCAGAUCAAUCAAGAAAACACCAUUUUCCAUGCACUUUUCACUCAUUUAAGUGAGGGAUGAGGCAAAAACUCAUCCAGGCCCACUCUUGUUUGGUAAUCUCCAGAUCAAUGUUCGGAUUAUACAAGUUUUAAACUCACGUCCACCUAAAUCCUCAAAGACGACACAUCCGCAUUUAUGUUGAUCUGUUGUUAAUUGUAGAGAUACCGCGUUCAUGUUUAACCGUCAUCAUAGGAACUACAGAAGAUUAUUAAUAUUCCAAAUACGGGAUAAAAUCACGGGAAAAAGUUCCUAUAUUCAGGUCAGUACAAAACGUACCGUAUUUUUCGGCCCAUAGGGCGCACCGGAUUAUAAUGCACACUGCCGAUGAGCGGGUCUAUUCAGGUCUUUUUUCAUACAAUAGGUGCACCGGAUUGUUAUUAUUAUCGGCGGUCACUCGAACGAGUAUGACGAUCCUCCUGGUAGGGGUGUAUCCCUUUAUGGAGGAUGCCUGUGCGUGACUUUGUUUUACGUGGGGAGACAGACAGUCACCACACGAUCCUUGACAGAAUCGGGUCAGGGUCCAGUGGCAUGGAGUCCAAGACGACUGGGGACCCUUUUCUGCUGCAGCCUUCUUCCGCCAUCGCAGCCGUUGUGGUAGUUCUUAAAUCUACCGUCUUCCGCCUGCUCCGCCGUUGAGGUC